Messenger RNA from Conger conger (European conger), 988 nucleotides. Its product is annotated as glycine N-acyltransferase-like protein 3. The coding region runs from base 1 to 837 and encodes 278 amino acids. The transcript is spliced from 5 exons. Gene Ontology annotation, molecular function: glycine N-acyltransferase activity. Gene Ontology annotation, cellular component: mitochondrion. The record is from RefSeq and is a predicted model, not a curated record. NCBI's taxonomy places the organism in Eukaryota, Metazoa, Chordata, Actinopteri, Anguilliformes, Congridae.
AUGAAGAUUUUAAAUAAGGCUGCAUUACAACAAGCAGAAAAGGUUCUGCUGUCACACUUACCAAAAAGCUUCAUGGUUUAUGGAUAUCUGUUUGGUAUGAAUAGAAAUAGACCACAUACACUAGAGUUUGUUGUGGACUGCUGGCCUAAUUUUAAAACCAUCAUUUGUCGACCGCACCCAAAGAUUGAAAAUUCCCUGCUUUAUACUAAGGAAUUGACUUUCUUCAGUACUGAUGAGAAGGAUCUUAAGAGAAUGUUGAUGGAAGACAACGUCUUAGACUGGAAUAAAUACUUCAAAAUUGGGGGGAUUGACAUCCGUCAUGGAACCAUGUUGAAGGCUAUCUCCGCUGCAAAAGGAGUCACAUUGAGACAGGGUCCGAUUGCUCAUAUCUUGGAAUUACAAGGCCCAAGUCUCCUUCCUCAACUGAAACUGAGCAGAGAUGUGGAGGCCAGGAUCUCCUCCCUGAAUGAAUCCCAUGUCGGUUUGGUGAAUAAAACCUGGAAAUUCGGAGGUGAUGAAAAAGGUUUCCAACUAAUCAAACAUCUGAUAAGCCACUUCCCCACAUGUUGCAUCACUGAUGAAGAAGGCCGUCCAGUUUCCUGGCUGCUGCUGUAUGAUUACUGUGCCAUGGGGCUGUUGUACACCGUGCCAGAGUACAGGGAGAGGGGCUAUGCCGAGAUCCUGACAUACACCAUGGCAGCAAGGCUCCAUGCCCAAGGUUUCCCUAUGUACUGCAACAUUGAGGAGGGGAACCAGGUCUCCUAUAGGCUCGCUAAGAAAAUGGGCUUCACUGAAGACCCCUCCUUCAGGGCCACCUACUAUGAGUUCAACUACUAAACCAGUAUUUCUUCUUAGGAACAUUACAACUGAACUCACCACCAAGGUGACUUUACUAAUAUACAAUCAGUGAGCACUUUAUUAGGUAGACCUGUACACCAGCUUGUUAGUGCAAAUAAGAGCAUACAGACAUGGUCAAGAGGUUCAGCUG